AUGUUUUUGGAAUCCGAGAAAGAAUGUCGUUCUGCAAUACCACCGCCACCACCACCUCCUCCACCAGCUCUAUCGUCUUUACAACGGAACUCCACUAUGCGUGCUAAUUAUUCGGAUCCAUCACUUAGAGGAGAUUCAGGAGUGAAACCUGUCAGAAAAUUAUCAUCAACAGUUUCAUUUAAUUAUAAAUAUAAUUUAAAAUCUCCCAGUAUAGAAAUGAUUACAGAAUUGACAGAUGCUUUCAAGUCUUUAAAAAAAUCUACGAACAUAAUCGAUGCCAAGAAUGUAGAUUUUUCAAAAAAACUUCCUGUACAUCGAGGCAAAAUUAAAUUAGCUAUUCGACAAAAUUCAUCUGAUACUUCAAAUAAUGCAUAUGAUAAAUCGAACAAUGUAAUGCCAUCGGUUAUAGAAUCCGAUGAUUGUUGUUCUGUGGACACAUCGUCGUAA
Molecule: messenger RNA, 447 nt
Organism: Schistosoma margrebowiei
Lineage: Eukaryota; Metazoa; Platyhelminthes; Trematoda; Strigeidida; Schistosomatidae
Source: the annotation of a GenBank genome assembly